GGCAUAUUUUAUUCACCUUUUUGAACCCAACGUUUUCUUUUUCUUUCUCUUUCUUUUUCUUCUUUCAUCACUUUAAUCUAUUCGUAUUCGCAUUUGCAUUUGCAUCCAGGGGUCAUCAAAUCAACCAAUUUCUAUUUCACAAUCAUUGUCACCCAUUCCAUUCCAAAGCAGGACUUUCUGACACUCUCAUAUCUUCAUACUCUUACAUCUCUCAUCAAUCCAUCAUAUAAAAAAGAACAAAAGAUGCAUCGAGUACUACUGAACCAUGGCCGUCCUCCAGUUGGCAUGAACAAGCCUUUACCAGAACCACUCGUUGACCCUGAUGAAGGAAAAACUCCCAUUGGUGAGUUGGUCAUUAUCCCUAUUCAGGGAAAGGAUCUUCCUAACCGUGAACGAUUCGGAAAGCAGGAUCCCUUUAUUCUCUUCAAGCUUGGAAACGUCAGUAAGAGGAGCACUACAGAUAUCCGCGGUGGUCAACGACCCAUGUGGAAGGAUGACCAGGUAAUCAAAACGCAAAAGCGAAUUUCGAGGCGUGACGCAUGGAUAAAAUUUUCCCCUCGGGAGGACAAACAGUCUCCAAAACAGUGAUCUUAUCUCAGCAUACAACACGACAUGGAUUAGCAUUGGACAUUUAGUUCAGCUCAUGGGUUGAAAUAUUGGAAAACUGCAACAUGCAU
This is a messenger RNA of Lobosporangium transversale, 677 nucleotides long. RefSeq lists its product as hypothetical. The coding region runs from base 244 to 588 and encodes 114 amino acids. The record is from RefSeq and is a predicted model, not a curated record. NCBI's taxonomy places the organism in Eukaryota, Fungi, Mortierellomycota, Mortierellomycetes, Mortierellales, Mortierellaceae. The transcript has 2 exons.